Molecule: messenger RNA, 2095 nt
Organism: Penaeus monodon (black tiger shrimp)
Lineage: Eukaryota; Metazoa; Arthropoda; Malacostraca; Decapoda; Penaeidae
Product: sugar transporter SWEET1-like
Exons: 5
Coding region: 18-683 (221 amino acids)
Biological process (GO): carbohydrate transport
Cellular component (GO): membrane
Molecular function (GO): sugar transmembrane transporter activity
Source: RefSeq, a predicted model, not a curated record
CUUGGCAGAAACAAAAUAUGGCACUGGAGGAAUACAAGGACACAAUAGCCACAGUGGCUACCGUAGUGACCAUUGUCCAGUUCCUCAGUGGGACGGACAUCUGCCGCAAGAUUGUCAAACAGGGUUCAACAGGGGAGAUCUCAGGGUUCCCCUUCGUAGGUGGUGUCUUCUCGACCAGCAUGUGGCUCACUUAUAGCUGGUUGUUGCAUGACCUUUCUAUGACAGUCACCAAUGGCGUAGGUUUUGUUCUCCAGUUCCUGUACUUGGCCAUAUACCUAAGGUAUUGCAUCUCCCCCGGUUCUUGGUAUGCAGUCAGAAGACAGAUGACUGUGCUGUUUGGUGUCGCUGGGGUGGUGCUCUAUUACGUUCUCUUCUCAGGUGUUGCAGUGGAAGAAAUUAAACCCAAAGUGGGCCUGGUGUGCUGUGUGGCAAGCGUGAUCUUCUGUGCGGCGCCCCUGAUCUCCCUUACUGAAGUGUUCCGCACACAGUGCACUGAGGCCCUGCCCUUCCCCCUCAUAUUGGCCACCUUCAUGGUCACGGGACUGUGGUGGCUCUAUGGCAUAACUAUUCAGAAUGGCUUUGUGCAGUAUCCCAACCUGAUCGGGUGUGGCCUCUCUGGUUUCCAGCUCCUGCUUUUCACCGUGUACCCAAGCAAGAGGAAAGGAUCUGCAAUGGAAUUAUGAAGAGCAAAAAAGAAGUGAGAAAUUUCAAACCUAUUUUGGUGAUUCAGGAGUAUGAUAAUGUUCAUAAGUAAAUUGUGGCUAAGAAUGUCAAAAACACAGGUUCACUUAGCCUUUUACAUACACACUCCCGCAUAUAUAGAAGCACCCUGUUACACAUGCACAUCAGCUCUAUUAUAUAUAUAGGAAUCCAUGGUAUAAUCAUUGUUAUUUUAUAUUAUCCUUUACCUUCCUUUUACCACUUCUCCAUUAUUGCAAAUGUUUGUAUUAAGAUUUUGGAGCAUUUAUCUAUAUUUUGUACCUUCCCUAAAUGUAGAUGUAUGUCACAUAGACUCACUUUUGUCUGAUGUGUCCAUUGUUCUUAAAUUUGUUUCUCUUGAACGCUUUCCUUGACCUAAUCCUUCUUCAUAAUCUCUUUUUCUUUGUUUCCUCCCUCUCCUCUUUUCCUUUUUAUUUUGUCUUAGUUCCCUCUUUUCCUUAUUUUUUUAUUUGCAUUUUUUCCUUUCUUUUACUUUACUCUGUCUUUCCAUUUUUUGUUACACCUAAUAUCAUGAGUGACCAUAUCAAUUUGUUAAUCUUUUUGUAACAAAUUUGAAUAAGAUUGACUUUUUAUGUUCUGUUGUUAUAUUAUAGUGGACUAUAUGUUUAUAAUAUAUUUUUGUGUAACUCUAUAUGUCAUGGACAAAUUAUACUGUAAGACCUGAAGUUUAAUGAGAUUAGAAUUACUAAACCCUGUGCAUGCAUUGUGAUAAAGUUAAGAGUGGAGGAUAUUUUUUGUCUUUCUCCAUGUCUCUCUCUCAUAUCUCUUCCUUUGUCUAUCAUUCAAUUGUGUAUCUAUCUUUAUUACCCUCUCUCUUUUUCUGCCUUCUGUUUCUGUCUAUCCCUCUCCCUUGUCUCUAUUUAUAAGUAUAGAUUUGUUAAAAGAAAAUGUUUAUAAGCAGAUUUGGUAAAGAAGAAAACAAGAUAUGUGAAAGUGUUGCCUCUUCUUUUUCAUUAUUGCUGCUGACAUAAACUUUUUUCUGUUAUAUUGAUUAUUUGGUCUCUGACCUAGGUACAUCGGAUACAUACAGUACAAAGAUGUAGGAUGUUUAGUGAUAAAGAUAUUCCAUAAAGUGAAGUAAAGUAACUUUGGAUAAAUGGAUUAAUAAAUCUCACCAUAAAUUCAUUGUCUUAUACAUUAAUAUUGGCUUGUUAUUAAAAAGACCUGAUUUUACAUUGUUAUUACUAUUAUCAUCCUUAUUUUGUAGUUACUGUUAUCCCAUUACCUAUUGUAACUUGAAUUUUAGAAGGUCAGUGUAAUUAGAGAUUUAUUAGGAUCAUUAUGGUAAUAAUUGUUGUUAUUUGUGAUAUAAAGAUUGUUGUUAUUAUCACUGAAGUGAAAUAUCCAUUCCAAUCUGUAAAGUUAUACAAUAGAA